Messenger RNA from Talaromyces amestolkiae, 561 nucleotides. RefSeq lists its product as uncharacterized. The record is from RefSeq and is a predicted model, not a curated record. The coding region runs from base 1 to 561 and encodes 186 amino acids. NCBI's taxonomy places the organism in Eukaryota, Fungi, Ascomycota, Eurotiomycetes, Eurotiales, Trichocomaceae. Gene Ontology annotation, molecular function: oxidoreductase activity. The transcript has 2 exons.
AUGAGUAACUCUCCAGCUAUUCCACCUCGGCCAUCUGGCGACCCUCACAAGCAAUUCCUAUGCCUCACUAUCUGCGGUUACAAAAAGAAUGGCAUGAGUGAGGAAGAUUAUAGACACCAUAUGCAACAAGUCUCGGCGCCAAUGACCAAAGAUCUCAUGGUGAAAUACGGAGUGAAAAGAUGGACUCAAAUUCACAACCAGCAAGAAACACGAGCCCUUAUGAACCGGCUUUUUGAUCACCAGAUGGCCAAUUUGGCUGACUUCGACUGCUUCAGUCAGGUUGUCUUCAAGGAUGUGGACGAUUACAAACGCAUGAAGGAUGACCCAUGGUACAAGCAACAUCUGGUUGGUGACCAUGAGAAAUUUGCAGAUACAAAGAGGAGUGCGAUGACUAUCGGGUGGAUUACGGAGUUUAUUCGGGAUGGCGAGGUUGUUGACUGCAUGAAGGACUAUUCACCUGCACCGAGCCUUCUCACCACGUUGGUGCGCACAACUCAAACGGUCGCUCCCAUUGCGAUGGUCUUGUACGGGAUUUAUCGAUAUGUUUCCAAGUCGCCAUAA